Messenger RNA from Hyposmocoma kahamanoa, 1197 nucleotides. RefSeq names its product odorant receptor 13a-like. The record is from RefSeq and is a predicted model, not a curated record. Gene Ontology annotation, molecular function: odorant binding; olfactory receptor activity. Gene Ontology annotation, cellular component: plasma membrane. NCBI's taxonomy places the organism in Eukaryota, Metazoa, Arthropoda, Insecta, Lepidoptera, Cosmopterigidae. Bases 1 to 1197 code for a protein of 398 amino acids. The transcript has 5 exons. Gene Ontology annotation, biological process: sensory perception of smell; detection of chemical stimulus involved in sensory perception of smell.
AUGGUAACAAAAUUUUUGGAAAGUUUGGAAGAUCACAAACAACGUUUGCUUGGACCCAACAUCUGGAUUAUGACGUCGACGGGAUUGUUACUUCCAGAAAACAAUUUCUUUAAAGUGGUUUAUAUUAUUAUACACGAAUUAGUAACACUUUUCGUGAUUACGCAAUGCGUGGAGAUUUAUGUAGUAAGAUCUGACUUAGAUCAAGUUAUUGAAAAUGUUAAGAUAUCGUUAAUGAGCAUUAUGGGCGUGAUAAAAUCAAACUCUUUCCUGUUUGAGCAGAAUAGAUGGAAACAAGUUCUGGAGUACGUUACUGAAGCUGACGAAUACGAAAGAGUACACAAAGACAAAAUUAGAGGCGAAAUUAUUGACAGGUACACGAAAUAUUGCCGACGAGUUACUUACUUCUCCUUCAUUUUUGUCUUUGUUACUGUCGUAACAGUAAUUUCUACGCCUCUACUGAAUUUUUUAUCAUCACGAAACUUUCGAGAAGGUUUCCGCAAUGGCUCUGAACCAUUUCCCCACAUCUGCAGCUCGUGGACGCCCUUUGACAAAAAUCAUUCUCCGGGGUCCUGGAUAACAGUUAUUUGGCACAUUUGUAUGUGUGCAUAUGGCGGUUCUCUUGUAGCAGCUUAUGACACAAGUAUAAUCGUCAUAAUGAAAUUCUUUGGAGGAAAAUUGGACCUGUUGAGAGAACGAGCUAAGCUGGUGCUGGGUCCUCCAGGAAAUAGAAUCAGCGAUGACGAGGUCAAAAGAAUGCUGAGGUGUUUACACCAUGAGCAUAUCUUGCUAAUAAAGCAGUCAAGAUUAUUUAAUUCUCUGUUAUCGCCGGUAAUGUUUUUGUAUGUGGCUAUGUGCUCACUGAAUCUUUGUGCCGUCGCGUUUCAACUUACUUCAGCAACAAGUGCAACCCAAAAACUAUUCUUGGCAGUGUUUUUUUUGUUCGUAAUCGCGCAGAUAUUUAUAUAUUGCUGGCAAAGUAACGAUGUCCUGGUCAAAAGCAAACAACUAACACUCGGGCCUUACGAAAGUGAAUGGUGGGCCGCUAACGCGAAACAAAUGCAAUAUGCUUUAAUGUUGGCAGGACAAUUUCGAAUCCAAUGUGUUUUCACCGCCGGGCCGUUUGCUUCUCUCACCCUACCCACGUUUAUCACGAUUGUGAAAGGAGCAUAUAGCUAUUACACACUGUUGAGAAAAUAA